Messenger RNA from Zea mays, 776 nucleotides. RefSeq names its product Histone H2A. NCBI's taxonomy places the organism in Eukaryota, Viridiplantae, Streptophyta, Magnoliopsida, Poales, Poaceae. The coding region runs from base 69 to 563 and encodes 164 amino acids. The record is from RefSeq and is marked validated. Gene Ontology annotation, molecular function: protein heterodimerization activity; DNA binding; structural constituent of chromatin. The transcript has a single exon. Gene Ontology annotation, cellular component: nucleosome.
AUCACAAUUCACAGCGCUCAAGUUCUCGCGCCCAGAGCCAAAUUUUUCUCCACUCAAUCACUGCAGCCAUGGACGCCAGCGGAGCCGGUAGCAAGGCGAAGAAGGGGGCGGCUGGGCGCAAGGCUGGCGGCCCCAGGAAGAAGUCGGUGUCGCGGUCCGUCAAGGCCGGGCUGCAGUUCCCCGUCGGCCGGAUCGGGCGCUACCUCAAGAAGGGCCGGUACGCGCAGCGCGUGGGCACCGGCGCCCCCGUCUAUCUCGCCGCCGUGCUUGAGUACCUCGCCGCCGAGGUGCUGGAGCUGGCCGGCAACGCGGCGAAGGACAACAAGAAGACGCGCAUCGUCCCGCGCCACGUGCUCCUGGCGAUCCGCAACGACGUUGAGCUCGGCAAGCUGCUGGCUGGCGUCACCAUCGCGCACGGCGGUGUCCUCCCCAACAUCAACCCGGUUCUCCUGCCCAAGAAGGUGGCGGAGAAGGCGUCUAGCGGCGGCAGCAAGGAGAGCAAGUCCCCUAAGAAGGCCGCCAAGUCCCCAAAGAAGGCAGCCAAGUCCCCGAAGAAGGCUUAGAAAUUAGUCACUCCACUAGCGCUCUGCUGUAGCAUGUUCGUGUUUAGAUCUGUGGAUGUUAUGUGUUCCGGCCUAAUUUCCUCUUUGCCUUGUGGCUUCUGAUAUGUUCAUCGGCAUGUUUGCCGUGUUGUGUUUCCUUGUUCUGAUUUUGCAAUUCAUCAUCUUGUUGAAUGAACUUACUAUCGGGAAAUGAAGCAUAAUAACGAUGCAAAA